Aspergillus vadensis CBS 113365 is the source of this 513-nucleotide messenger RNA. RefSeq lists its product as uncharacterized. The transcript is spliced from 4 exons. Bases 1 to 513 code for a protein of 170 amino acids. The record is from RefSeq and is a predicted model, not a curated record. Lineage: Eukaryota; Fungi; Ascomycota; Eurotiomycetes; Eurotiales; Aspergillaceae.
AUGUACGAAAACUACUAUCCGGUGUUUCUGUAUCGCAACCGCGAUAGUUCUUUUAACUUUGUUAAGUGGCCCAAAAUGCCAAAGAGGGUUAAGAACCAAUCCAGCAUCAAUGACUACUUCAAGAGGAAGCAGGAUAAGAUCAUAAAUGCACUAGAUGAUGCAGGUGUUGUUGUGCCUGCCGGCAUGCUGCCGGUAACGAGACUCCUUACACCAGCUCAGAAGCUACGGAAAAAAGAACUGCGUGAUGAACUUCACAGAUUGCAGUUGCUGGAGGACGAAUACCGCGAAGAAUAUAACAAGAAAAAAGAAGAGUGGACUUCCUCACGGAAGGAGUUGGUCGACCAACUUGCUGCUCACGACAAAGAGUACAAGACAGAGAUCGAGCCCGAUGAGAAACUGUUGACUGAUGACAACGCGAACAUCAAGGCUAUUUAUUUUCAGAGACCAAGACUUCAUGAGCAAAAAACUGGGCAUGUUAGGAGCAUAAUAAUAGACAAAGAACAAGAAAUUUAA